Pocillopora meandrina is the source of this 10837-nucleotide messenger RNA. The record is from the annotation of a GenBank genome assembly. NCBI's taxonomy places the organism in Eukaryota, Metazoa, Cnidaria, Anthozoa, Scleractinia, Pocilloporidae.
UUUCAACUUUCAGGUUUUUCCUUGGCCUAUGAUGAGUACAAAAACGCGUCAGGCGAAAUACUCCAUCUUUUGGAAAAGCACUUCGUCGUCCAUAGUGGUAGAGGAGAUGUUACACGGGCUACCCAGUUGGCCAUUGCUGUUUUAAAAUCCUUAGAGCUACAGAAAGACGAAGUUAUCAAUAUAGAAGGGAGACGCCAGGUAACGAAUUGGUGACAAGUUUAGUUAAAGUUUAGGAAAACAGAAACGGGUAUUCUUUGUUUCACAGUGAUAUCGCUGUUUAUAAAACCAAAGCCAUAGCAGCAAAAUUACUUGAAUGAAAGUUAAAGAUUGCUUUCGUUCUCAAACUUUCUUACUGUUUGUACUCGUCUAGAUAGAUACGUAUGCCUUUCGCUCAAGACUUGAUUACGUGAUAAGAUACCUUUUUCACCAUUCUCCAUUACUAGAUAAUGUAAGAAGUUCCUAUUCCACUAAAAUCACUGCUAGGUUAUGGAAUGCAGUCGAAUUCAAGUGCCGGUCACGGAAUAAUAAGAAUAGUUUGCUGGAUGCAUCAUGAACAAAAGAUCCGGUCGCUAAAUCUAGGAAAAACGCAGUGAUGUUCAUUAAAAGGUAGACAAAGUUUAACUAGGUAAUAUUCAGCUGAAAGACUCCAAAAUAGCCGGGCUAAAAUUACUGGUGCACUCUUUCUAUUGGUCGAGAUAAAAAGGUAAUGCUCAGAAGGCAUAAGUAUAGAAAAAGCGGUCGUGGGUCAAAAUAAUAUGCUUGUCGAACUAAAAGGGUUUCAGAAUAAAUACAUUAAUUGGCUAUCACUUUGGACACAAUAUACUGAACGUAAUGAUUGGGUUCUAGUGCGACAGUGUUCCUCUGUGCUGCAUAUCGGGUAUUUCCUAUUUGUUACAUCCACUUGGUAUGAUGUGUGCACGACUCACUUCAUGAGCACUCGGUAUGAAUAAAGUUCUUAUUUUCUAGAUCAAAAGCCUCAUCGUAAAGACCUUGAGCAAGAUAGAUAUUGGAGACCUGAGGAAGCUCAUUCAACUCUCUUCUGUCAUUUCUCUUACGAUGAAUGAUCCAGCAGAGAUCACAGCGGAUACUAUGGUUAGUCUUUCAUCUUAGUCCUAUUUUCACGAUUGUAUUAUUGAUGCAAUGUUUUCCAUUCUUCCAUGAUGCCCCUUCGCAGCUUUAGCUGACAAUUCAUUCAUAUGCCACUCUUAUUGUACUAAGGGCCUUAAAAAUGCACUGAACAUUAUAAUGUCCUGAGUUUUAGAGGUAACUCAUUUCCUAAAGAUAGAAAAGCUGCCUUACAUUCCAAUUUCUUUUGACCGGCUAGAAUUGAUGAUCACGUCAAAUAAGAGAGGAGACGUUACGGAACAGAAUUCCCUUCUGUAGACAGUGUUCUAGGCACCUGGUUUCUCUGAAACAAUAUUCCAAGAAACUUGAGUGUCAUUUGAAUUUUUCUAUGUGAGAAACGAGUUGACACUGCAUGGAACAUGACUCGGAGAUAUGUGCAAAUAAUUUAGUUGCUAUUUGAGAAGGCUUAAGUAAGCCUCUAUGUGCUUGCUUGACUAUCGUUUUUAGGCAGUUAUGGCAAGAAACAGUCCAUUUUACCACAUGACGCUUUUGACAUUGCCGUUUCCUGAGGAACACAGAGGGAAUGUUACUUAUAGGCCCAGAGUUUGGCCGAACUUAAAGGGUUUCGAUUAUCGUGUGGCUGGUGGGAGCUAAGCUUUUUCAUUGCUCCUUCGCUCUUUAAUCGACGGAUGAAGUUAAAAUUUACUUUUUCUGUUAUUCGGGCCUUUUGAGCUUGGUUGCCAAGACUUAAAAACGGAUGGAGACCCAGUGGACCUUUUUUACAAUAGAGCUAAGAAGCUAGUCAGCAUGAUAACAGAGUUAAUGCACAUUAUAAAAACAACAAGGUUUGCAGCACACAGCUGUCAAAUGAUAUCUCCUGGGUACGCCCUAAAUCCUAAACCAAAGUCUUUCUCUCGAUCGGCAGGAACUUAUAAUGGAGAUGGUGCAGAAGAUGACAAAGUCAUUUGACGAUAUCAGUGCAAGAGGAUAUGCAUUUGAUGUGCCUUAUUCUCGCAUAGCCGAGAAGAAUCUGGUUUACUCUAUCGGAAAACAGCUUCAAGUUUUAUCUAGUGACAAUGGUGCUAUAGAGAGCUCUAGUUCCCUAAACAUAACUGUAAGUAUUAACAAGCACCCGUUCUUUUCUCAAAAGCUUUUUAGUCUCUGGCUGUGUAAAUGUUGCGUAAAUUUCUUUACAACUUCUUCAACAUGGACAUGGAACUCUUUGUGCUUUCUCCUAUCCUUACCCCUCUUUGUUUAUCCUCCUUAAUAGCCCCUAACGAAGAAAGAUUUGAGGGUUAUCUUUGUAAAACCUGAUCAAGGCUUUCGGUUAAAGGAGGCAAACCAAAAAACCGGCGAGAGAAAUUGUGAAUCUCUGCGAGACGAUUCUUUUUUCUUUCCCCGACAAACACAUUUUUCUUUCGCGCUAUUUUUGCGAUCAACUCCUCUUACUCAGAGGAUACAGGUGAUGUGUUGUGGUUUCACUAACUAGACCCAAAUGAAUAAUAAAUAAUCAGCGCUAAAAACUGAAUGUAUAGAUGGUGAAACUUUCAGUCACGGUCCAUUUGGGAGAAGGACUGUUUUACUGAAUGUUUUUCUUGAACGAGAGUUAAUUUAUAGUCUGCCUGUCCUUUCAUUCGUUCGUGUGUAUUCGAGGUUGAAGGGUUCAAAAGCGAAAAAAACCAAACCAUUCUGGUAUACUUGCAACUCCACUCCUUUAGUUCUGUGAGAUUAAGGUUAAUUAAAACCUCCACAACCCUUCCAGUUGGCUGCAGCUCCGUUAAUGUUUGGUUUUUCAAUGUAGACUUCUUUGGAAAUUAUGCGUAGAGUGUUGCAGACUGUGGUGAAGAGAAAAGUUGUCGGAGAGGACCCAACUGUGAUAAAAACGGAACCUUUGGAGGUUCUUGUCGCAAGACGUCAUCCAGAACAUGUGGCAGGUUCUGUACUUACCUUAGAAACGUGUCACAUUCAGUUUCCUGAGUCACAAAAUAUGAGAGACAUGCUUGCUGACACAGGGGAGUACGUUGACAUAGAGGUAUGGUUAUGUUUAUCACAUUUGGUUUGCGAUCUGAAAUCUGACUCUAAAAGGUAAUAGUAGGAUGAGCCAUUUGCAAAGCCGAUUAACAGAUAGAAGAGGAACUUGCAUUCGAUUCCAUUCGACCUGCUCAAAAAUUAAAGUGCAGCUUGGAAUUUUUGGAGAUUUGUACGGUUAUUCUUUGUGUGCGUUCUGUGGGAAAUAAUAGUUCGCUAAUGCGAAAAACUCAGGCUAAAAGCAACAUUGAUUAUUUUUCCGCCUCAGGUAAUUUCGUCGAAAGUCAACUAUUAUAACAGGAGUACCACCUCAUCAUUCAUCGCAUCAUAUAUUGUUGAGGUUGAUUUAAGAAGAGAGUCUGGCGAAGUCCUUAAUGUGCGGAACCUUACCACCGACAUACAACUAGGAAUAGAACUCCUCAACGGCAAUGGAAAUUCACCUGAAAAUGACUCUGUUUUUGAUCAUGAAAGCAAAUUCUUUAUCAAGCCAGGAAACAUCAAAUAUCAUAAAAUUGAAGUGAAUCGCGAACGAACCUCAUACCUCAUAACAAUGGCGUCUUCGGGGAGUUUCGACGUUUUGGUGAAAUACGAUAGCAAGCCAACAACGAAUGAUUUUGAUGCGAAUUUCACUGUCCCAGACUAUUCUUCAUGCACGAGAAACUUUAUAAUCGAUGGCGAUGAUGAAGAGUAUAACUGCAGCCGUCAUCCAAAUCAACUGCUUUUGACAAAUGCAGUAAUACAAAAACCUGGAGUUUAUUUUGUAGGGAUCCUCUAUACCCAACACUCUUCCCCUGGUAGCAAUUCCCAUCGUAUGCGGAGGUCUUGUUUUAGCACCAGCAGGAAAAAACGGUCAUGUGUUGAGACAAAAGACCCUCCACCCCCUCUGGGAGUUUUAUCAGCUUAUGAUCCGCGCGUUGGCGUGAACUACACACUUGUCUCUGAUGAACUCAGCUGCCGAUUUUGGUCACAUGAAGAACAGAAAUGGCUAACGGAGGGCUGCAAGGUAUACUGCUUAAAUUUAUUUCAGAUAAAGAGGCUUGCGGUGUGAUUAAAUUUAGAUUGGCCCAGUAACGAUGCCGAGCAUUAAACUGUUAGAAAAAUUCAUCAACUUUUUAUUGGUCAAAACUUUGGAAAAAGUAUGCCGAGGACAAAUAAAUCUAACGCUCACACUACUCUCAGUCGUAAUCUUCUUCGGUAGUUUGGUACUCGGCUGGUGCUAACGUGCAACAUGGUAAAGUGUUAUUCAAAAAUUUCCCUCCUAAAUAAGAUUAGAGAGACUUAACAAAACUUGUGUACACUUGAAAUUACUAAAUUGUUUUGAUCAGAGUCAAGCGAGUUAAAUGUUUACGCAGAGGUCGCAAUUAGUUGCACUGUAGCAAUGGAUUGGUUUAUAACUGAUUAGAAUUUCUGAUACCAAUCAUAAAACGUAGUAAAUAAAAAACAGAAGCAAAUUUCGAUUACUUUAUACUCUCAACCGAUAACCCUCUGAUGUGUUUGUUAAAAUAACCAUAAUCACUAAAAUUGUUUUUCCUUCACGCCCCAGGUCGGACCUCUUUCCAAUAAGCAUCGUCUUCGUUGUCUCUGUAACCACCUUACAUCGUUCGGUGGAAGCCUUUUAGUAGCACCCAACCCAAUUGACAUGGAUACCGUUCUUAAAGAGCUCGGCCGCCUUGACGAAACUGAUAACUUUAGCGUCCUGCUUACGAUCAUUCUUUCAUUCAUGUUGUAUUGUAUCGCCUUCGUCUUCGCCAAGAGGGUGGAUAGAAGAGAUCUUGCUAAGGUAGGGAUUUAAUCAGUAGCUUUUUCUUCAAAAUCCUCCCCUUUUUUACAGAAUUUCAACACCUUAAGAUAGAAGACAACCACAAUUUCCCAUUUGCACUAAAAAUUCAUUCGAAUCUCAGUCUCAAAGCCAAGCUUUAAGCUCUAUUAAUUGGAGAGAAUAUGUAUAAUAUAAUAACUACAGCUCAAAAAGAGAAGACCUGAAUAUGGAUAUAACUUUUAUGACUCGAUCUAUGAAUUUGCAGCGAUUUUGCCAAACAAUGUUAUCAAAGAAGAUUUCUUUUAAGGGGAAAUAAAUAAUUUUCGCUCUAUAAAACUUCAUGAAAAGGUUGUGCAAGCCGAUCUGUCCUUCCUACCGACGAGAAACUAAUACCCUACUGCUUCACUUUAUUGAUUGUUGUUUAUUAGAGUUAAAUUGUUGAUGCUCCUUGAUAGCACACUGUCAAAUUAAGUAGUACAGGAAAGCAACACUGAGAGGGGUUAGCCUAGGAUUGGAGAUAAGAUAAGAAAAGAUAGGAAUUACUUUAAUGGUAGAUGGUAUGGGUUUCAUCUACAUCUAACUCACAUGAAUAUAGAUUGUUCUCCUUUUCCCAAGAAAACUUUGAGACACCACGUACAUCUGUAGUCGGGUAGUGUAAUUGUGUUAAAGUGGAAAAUAAGACUUUAACAAUCCAUUCUUUCUUUUUUUAACAUGGGUCCAGGAUUCUGUUGGAAACAGAGGAGUCCCCUCUCGUCCACCAAUAUGAGCUCACAAUCAGUACAGGUGUGUGGUCAGAUAGUGGUACAACAGCCAAAGUUACUAUGGUGUUUUACGGUAGCCACGGCAACAGUAGAUCAAUUACUGUGCGUGGGGACCUUUAUCCUUCCCGGUUGCUACUUUCCCGCGGUAGUGUCAACAAGUACCUUGUCUCACUUCCGGCAUCCCUUGGAACAUUAAGCCACGCUCAUGUUUGGCAUGACAAUUCCGGAGAAAGUCCUUCUUGGUUCUUGGACUACAUUGUUGUUAAAGAACAAGAAACAAGUCAAAAAUGGAAAUUUUUAGGCAAUCAGUGGUUUUCUCCCGAUAAGGACGAUGGAAAAAUUGUUAGAAAGUUGUUGGUCGAAACCACUGACUCAUUUCCUGAAUUUCAAGAGGCAUUCCGCGCGCGCCUGUCUGGUACGCUGUAUGAAAAACAUUUAUGGAUGUCUUUAGUUACUAAACGACCGGGAAGUUCAUUUAUACGCACUCAACGCGUCACGUGUUGUUUGUCCGUCAUAUUCAGCGCCAUGCUGGCCAAUGCAGUGUUUUUUAACUUGGCAGGUGAACCGUCGGGGAGUACAAUCAAACUUGGUCCAUUAAAGAUUUCGAUGAAGCAAAUCAUAAUAACAAUUCAAAGCUGCUUGAUAAUAGCUCCUAUCAAUUUCCUCAUUGUUGCCCUCUUCAAAAACUCCAGGUCAAAACUCGACAAGUACUGUUGCAAUCAGUCAGGUGAAAAGGAAGAUCAACAUUCCGUGGAAGUGGAUGACGAUAGAAACAAGCCCCUGCACCAUAUUUUUCUUUACGUUGCUUGGUUUCUUUGUUUGGCCACUGCCAUAACCUCUGCCACAGUCGUGUUCUUCUACAGUCUUAUGUGGGGUAAAGAGACGGCUGAUGAAUGGCUUUCAUCAAUCCUGAUGUCCAUAACAAUGGACAUCCUUGCAGUUCAACCUGUGCGUCUUGUUAUGCUAGCCGCUGCCGCCGCCAUGAUAAUAACCAAAGCAAAUAGAACAAAAGCGAACCUCUCGUCUAAGAAAAGGUAGCCGUAGAAUCCCUAAUAUACCAAUAAACCUCUGUACGCGCCUUGUUUCCACCAUAAGAGCCAGUUAUAAUGCUAUCGGUGUAAGCUUUUUGAGGUACUCAGACAAUGUUGCUUCUUUUCUGUUUCUGUAAGUUCUUAUACAAAAUUGAACUUGGGGUUGAUUUAAAGUGAAAUAGCAGUACGACUACAAAGUUGUCGUUCCCAAUACAAGGACACUGAAUUCUUGCACAAUCAAGAGCAGAACUAAGACAAUGCUCACUUACUUUGAUAAAUUUUUCGCGUCUUUUAAGCCGUUGAUCCAUUGGUUCCUGCUCAAAUUUAAUUUGCUGUGAUUUGCUCAUACGAUUUUUUCUCUCAGUCUGGUUUCAGGCCGACACAAUCGAAAACCCUUCUUCCUUGAUCUUUGAAAAAUAUUAUACUUUGGGAUCAUCAAAAAUUUGUUACUUAUUAUUAUAUUGCAGUUGCAUGGCAGUGGAGGACGAUGAGCCACCUGACAUUUUUAAGGGAGCCUUACCAGAUGCCACGCAAUUGGAAUGUUACAAAAAGUACAGAGUCAAUGAGAAGAAAACCAUGUCAGCAUUCAAAUCUUUGAUUUCCUUUGUUUCAUUUUUGUUGAUACUUGGUAUUGUGUGCUACGGAAACCAAGAUUAUCACCAAUAUCUGAUAGGUAGAGAAGUCAAGGCCCUUUUACCACGAAGUGAAAAGGUAAGUUAUUCAUUUAAUUAUGAUUUGACAUAUUUUAAUCAUGCUAGACCUGUUGAUAUCUAUAUCGGAAUUUAAAGUUUUCAUGCGACAGACAGAUUAAUUCCUAAGGCCCAAAUUUCAAAUUCAAAAGUCAAGAAAAGACGCUGACUACGAAAUAUGAAGAAUAUUUUGCAUUGUAGAAAAGACUUUUGUUGGGUACUUCUGUUAUUAUAUAAGGAACUCAGCAAUCUUAUGAUCCUAGUUCCCUUGCAACUGAUUUAGUUAAGAACUUCUGUGAUUUGUGGGACCGUCUAUCAAAAAAAUGACGCAUUUAGAUAAGGAAGAUCUUGUAAUUAUGAUGAGCAAUUGUGAAUUUGCGUUUAGGUAUUGGAAGUUUUAAAUGCCAUAUAUAUAUGUUAUUCAGCUGACGAGAGGUCCGUAUUGGGAAAAAAAUGUGCCCAAGGUCUUGGAUACGGCCUCGGGCGGUACACAAGACAGAGGGCACAGUUUUUCCCAAUACGGACCGACCUUGGCUGGUGAAUAACAUUUUUAUUUUUUUCUAAAAUCUAACAAAUGAUUGCGAAAAGAACCUGAAUGAUAAAGGGCUGUAAUUACGGCAAGUUUCUCCAGAAACGGAACAAUUUAUGAGCGAGUAGAUGGUAGAGAAAACAAGGGCAUUGCAAAUGAAAGAGAGAGUUUUCAUCAAAACAUAUUUAUUUGCGUAAUGAUAUUAAAAGGUGAUUUAAAAGGCUUCCAAGAAAACUUCGAAGCAUUUUUCCGGAUACCGCCCGCUGUGAGCGGGCCGGAUGGGGAGAAUACUGCCCGCUCUCGGAACCAAUCCGAUUGCAGGAUUUGUAGAAUACCGCCCGAUCAAGAACUGAGAAAAAAAAUAAAGUAAUAUAUUCACAGUUUACAGUUACAUGUUAAUCGGUAACACUUUAUUGGGGGGGGGGAAUAUUUUUAGGUACAUGAGGCGUUGGGAUUGUGGACGUGGUUGAUUAACAUUUAUGCUCCUGCUACGUACACAUCACAUUGGUACAACGGCGAUAAGGACAGCAACGAGAUGUACAUCAGUGACAUGAGCUCUGUUUUGAUUGGCAUGCCAAGGAUCAGACAACUGAGGAUCGUAAGAGGUAAGCGUGGUGUAAAAUAUUAUUUUUUCUCUGCCCCACGUUACUUUCCAUUGCUCAUUUGUCAAUCAAGCCAGCUAUUUCAAGGACAACGAGUUACAGUUUUGAUUUUCUUCGUGUUCUUCGAGUUUUUUUAACUUUGGUAGCUUAGUUUUGUUACUCGUUUAUCGAUGUUUUUUGUGCCUAGGCUUCGGCACCAAAGUGUAUAGGGCUAUAAGCUUUCCUUUCCAGGAUAAAUAUCUCAUGGCAAUGGUGAUAUUAAAACAAGGCACCUUCUUUCUGCUAAGGGCCUUCUAUUUAAAAAAUAGAAAAUAGUGUAGAGGAAGCCGAAAAGCUGGAAAUUUGGGGUUGGGAUCUACGUAGUCACUUCUUAGUUUUUCUAAGGGUUCAACUCUAGGAUUUAAGUUUGUUUUCGACGAAAAUUUGCCCUAAAUAUCCUCACUAAAAAUAACAAUAUCAAGGCUUUCAAAAAUAUGGUCUGUUUCACGGGUUCCACGAUCGUUUUUCAGGUUGUUGAAAGGAGGAUUUCACUCCAAGUUUUUUUUUGUUAUUGCUUUUAGAUAAUUAUUGCGGUCAUGAUUAGCGGCAGCAGGAAUUUAAAUUGCAGAUUCGGUUUGGUCAACGUUAGCAUGUUAUUGAGAGGCGCAUGAAAGUAGCUCAGGCAAGUCUGGAUUGCUCUGAUACAAAAUUUGGGUGUUCAAGAGGAACACGUUUGUCAAAACCCGUGAUGAGGAUUUUUUUGUAUUUACUCUCCUAUAUGCGCUGAAUUUACUUCUUUUUGUGCUUAAUGUAGCAACAUUGGUGCAUUUUUUGUUUUGAUCAACAGACUCUUGUCCUAAGAUACUCGUGGAAAUCUAUAACGUUACUGAAGUAUGCUAUCCUAACUAUGCCAUUUGCUGUGAAGAUAAAACACCAGUGUACCUCCCGAAAUGGAAACUUCCUCCAACUGGUGUUUCACGUUCUUCGUUCGAUAUAUUAUGUCCAAAGCCUUGGCGGUAUCAUACCUCAGAAGAAAUAAAUAGUUUACCAAAAGUAACCCCUCGAGGAACAUAUGGAGGAGGUGGUUAUGUUGCCGAUCUAGGCUACGACUUGCAAACAGCAAGAAACGUUAUGAAGAACUUAAAUGAGAACAGCUGGAUCGAUCGGCGAACUCGAGCUGUCGUCUUGGAAUUUAACAUUUUCAACAGUAACAUGAACAUCCUCGUGGUCGCACAGUACUUCUUCGAAUUCCUGCCAACAGGUGGUGUUUUCAAGUACGUAAGUGUGCAAAUGUUGAACUUGUAUGGAACAGAGACUGGUUCAGUGCAGCUUGUCUUACUUUGUCGUCUUCUUCUCCUGAUCAUGAUCAUCGCCUUCAGUGUAAUUCAAGUGGUCAAAAUGUACCGUCGAAGAAAGUUAUACUUCAAAAACAUUUGGAACUGGCUUAUUCUUGCCCUCAUCAUUACUUCUAUAACAUCUGUAGUUCUUCACAUCAUUCGAGAGAAGGCCAUGGAAGACACCAUAAAGGAACUUCAGAGGAACAUUUAUGCCAUGGUCGGCUUCCACAAACCUUUACGUUUGAUGCACUUUGAAACUGCUGCUCUGUCCAUCGUCAUCUUUCUGGCGACAGUUAAGCUGCUGAGACUCCUACGCUUUAGCAAGCAAACAGUAUUUCUGUCGAUAACAGUUCGAUUUGCUGGAAAAUAUUUGUUUUCCUUCUCGUUCGUUUUCAUUGUCAUUUUCUGUUCGUUUGCCAUGUCUGGUAUGAUAGCAUUUGGAUCUGUUGUGGAGUCCUAUUCCAGUUUCCCACGUGCUUGUGUGGCUCAGUUUGAAUUCCUACUCGGAAAGGCUGUGCCCACUUUUCAAAUGGCAAAAGUAAACCCUUUUCUUUCCUUUUUGUUUUCCAUCCUUUACAUUUGCUCUAUGACUCUCCUUUUCCUCAAUCUUAUCAUCGUCAUUUUGAACUGUGCUUUGGAGGAGGUUAAGGAUAAUCCAGAUUCUGUGGUAGAUGAGCUCGACUUGGCCGAAUUUAUGAUAAGUUAUUUAUUCCGAGGCAUUUCUAAUCUAUUUGGCUGGAAAAAACCCAAGAAACUUCACUGCGAAAGAACGACCUUUGAAGACGGGUGCGCCUAUGUUAAGAAAUGUCUUACAGAGAUCGAUCAUAGACUGUUCGUAUUGUCAGAGGACACCUUUCCAGCAGAACUUUUGCAGAAAGUUCGAAUGAUGUAUACAUCUCCUUGCCAAACACAGUCUAAGUUGGUUAACAGUGAACCAGGUUCUGACAGCAAAACACCGUCCUCUCACCAAGAUGGGAGGCAAGAAGAAACUCUUGACAAUCCCGAAAGGGAAGUUGUAGUGGAAGAGGACUGCAUUCCUUCGAAUUUCAAAAUGAAA